This is a messenger RNA of Sycon ciliatum, 3544 nucleotides long. RefSeq lists its product as uncharacterized. The transcript has 9 exons. The coding region runs from base 19 to 2745 and encodes 908 amino acids. Lineage: Eukaryota; Metazoa; Porifera; Calcarea; Leucosolenida; Sycettidae. The record is from RefSeq and is a predicted model, not a curated record.
GGCACAGUGACAGGCGAGAUGCUUGGGAAGAAAUCCUUUUCGUCAUCUCGACAAACCGAACACCGGGGCAGAGCAGAAGUCGCUGAGUACAGAGAGGAGGAGAGACAGUGCUUCUUCACUGCUCCGACCACCAUGGCGAGUGUUGGCAGUGGAUUCGACCUACCACUACGCACUUUACGUGUUGCGACGGCUCUGACGCUCUUUAUUGGCUACGUGCAUUGUCAAACAACCCCGGGACCUACCUCACCAUCACCAUCAUGCAGUGAGGACCUGGGUAUCGCCAGUGGACUGUUGUCGUCACAGUACUUCACCGCUUCGUCCAGCUACAGUGCCCAGUACGUUGGUGCCACGUAUACGUAUCAGCCGGGAGAUGCACGUGCUGGCAAGAUGAGGGGCUACGGUGGUUGGGCGCCCGUAACCGGCAGCUUGGAGGAAUACCUGCAGAUAGACUAUGGCACUGAGGUCUCCAUCACAUCUAUGGCCAUACACGGCUUCCAGUCCAUGCAUGAAAGCAAGGGACGAUACGUGACGUCGUUCAACAUCUACAUCAGCACCGGCAACGGAGUGCUUACAAGUGUGGCGCCAUCCUUUAACCUGACAUAUUUCAGCGGCAACGUGGACAGUUGGAAUGCACAGAACCACACCUUUAGCCCAGCACUUAAAGCUACUGUCAUUUGGUUGUCGAACUUCACAACAGCAACAAGUGUUUUGCCGGGAUUGAGGAUAGGAUUUCGAGGAUGCAAUCCUCCGCCCGUGUUUGCAGACUUGCAGGCAUGCGACACGGCCCUGGGCGUGAGCAGCGGCGUUGUCAACAACUCUCUGAUCACGGCUAGCAGCGUGUACUCGCUCAGUUACGCUGCCUACUAUGCACGCCUGUACAAGUCCUUCGGGAACGGCGGCUUCUGCGCCUCAAACGGCUUCACUGCCAGUGACUACCUUCAAGUGGACCUAGGGCAGGUGAGGCUGGUGUCGGCCAUAGCGUCGCAGGGAAUCGAAGACUCGUUCCUGACGAGCCCCUACUACACUUCUCGCUACUCCGUCAGGUACGGUCUGGUUCCAGGCGGUGUGAACCUGACCGAUUUGAAGACAAGCGGCCACGACUUGACGCAUGUGUUCAGUGGCAACACCGACAAAAACACGGCUGUCAAGCAGUACUUUGCCGCGCCGAUACGGGCACGCUUCAUCCGAAUGUUCGACUUCAGCCCGCGCAGCACGCACAGCGACCCGUGCAUGCGUAUCGAGAUCUAUGGUUGCACGGUGCCGAAACUGACCACGGCAACACCGUCGCCAAGCACAGCGGCCAGCGCCACUACUGAGCCCGGCAUUCAUUUCACCACGGCAACGGUGGUGGCGGUAACGGGGACAGUACCUCCCGUAAUCACGGAUGCCACCAACACUGCAAGCAUGGUUGGCACGUUGACAACUACAGAUGCCGCUCUCAGCAGUACAGCAACCGAAACCAGCGAUACAGCCGUUCAUCAAGUUAGUGCCUCAACCGGCGCUCGAGUUGGUACAGAUAGCCAAGGGAACCCACUCAUUCUUGUGUCAUCCACAGUCUCCAAAGCAACUGAAGAGGGCACCAAGGACAGCAUCAACAUUGUAGCACUCGGUGCUGGAAUAGGCGCCGGUGUAGCUUUCAUCCUAAUCAUCAUGUUCAUAGUCCUGGUCAUCAAAUGCGGACGGCGUGGCAGGAAGGACGUUCAGGAUGGUGGCAAGGGGGCUUCCAAAUACAACGAUUCCGACGGAUUUGACCAGUUGCCGGCCUACUCCAGCCUGCACAUCUACGCCAAUCCUGCUAACCGACAACAACAGACAAGCUGCACAGAGACUGCAGCCAUGGACACCGCCGCUGCCACUACUGCUCACGAUGGUACAGCACUGCACGGUAACAGCGGGCGGAACAGCUUGGCCACUGCCGGAGGGAGCGUGAACCCGGCCUACACUGCUGAAGGUGAUCACGCACCGCCGCAGCCAGCCAUGACGGCCAAUUCAUUUGGCGGCAACUCACCUCAAGGUCCAUACAGUGACCUGAGGCACUCCGUGAACUACAGUACCAAGGCCGGUGGUCACAAGGAGCCCAGCAACCCACAGGAUGUAUACUUGCAACUGCACAAGCCGACCAGGGAGACCGCCAAUCAAUAUGAGUCGCCCAAGAGGGCCGGUAAUCAGUACGAGUCAGCCAAAGGGAUCGCUGAUCAGUACGAGUCAGCCAGGGGGACUACCAAUCAGUACGAGUCUGCCAAGGGGACCAUCAACCAGUACGAGUCAGCCAGGGGGACCACCAAUCAGUACGAGUCAGCCAGGGGGACCACCAAUCAGUACGAGUCAGCCAGGGGGACCACCAAUCAGUACGAGUCAGCCAGGGGGACCACCAAUCAGUACGAGUCAGCCAGGGGGACCACCAAUCAGUACGAGUCAGCCAGGGGGACCGCCAAUCAGUACGAGUCAGCCAGGGGGACUACCAAUCAGUACGAGUCAGCCAGGGGGACUACCAAUCAGUACGAGUCAGCCAGGGGGACCACCAAUCAGUACGAGUCAGCCAGGGGGACUACCAAUCAGUACGAGUCAGCCAGGGGGACCACCAGUCAGUACGAGUCACCCAGGGGUACCACCAGUCAGUACGAGUCAGCCAGGGGGACCACCAAUCAGUACGAGUCAACCAGGGGGACCACAAAUCAGUACGAGUCAGCCAAGGGGACCACCAAUACGUAUGAGUCUGCCAGAAAAGGCCGCCAAUACGCAUGAGCCACCCAAGUCGAGUCGUGUGGGCAACGGAGAGAGCAUGUACAACACCUUACCGCAAAGGACAGAUGGUGCGUAUGACAACUUGGGAGCUGAAAAGGGGCAACGUGUACAGCACACUGCAGCAGCAGCAGCAGUCCAGUGCGGACGAUGCGGCUGUCGCACCUCACCUUGCACGACUAGUCGGCUCUAGAUUGUCCCCACAGAAUAACGCGGAAAAAAUCCGAAAAUUAUGCACAUAGUAAUGGGCGCGCGAACACAGGUCAUUAUGCGGCAAUCAUGCAGGAUUAUGCGGUAUAAUGCGGUCAUAAUGCAAGUGUUAUCUGUCAUGGGUACACCUUUACUAUACAGUUUCAUACCAUAACUUUGUUGUACAGAAUUAUGGGAAGGUACGAGUUUGUGCUACAUUAAUUAAUUGUUUUUCAUCAUCAUGACGCGCGGCCAGGCACAGUGUGCAUUAGUUCUUCCGCCUGUUUCUACGCAAUAUGGCAUGCGUUCUAUUUCUUUCCUGGCGGCAGACAGAUGGAAUGCUCUUCCCACUGACUGCCGUCAGGCCCCGUCUCUUACUCUGUAUGUAAACAUGGUAAAAAUUCACCUAGGGUUCCCAGUAAAAAGGCAACGCCUGUUGGGACUCCCCCAAAGUAAAAUAAUAAAAUCUACUACUACUAUGACUGUAAUAUUUUCUUGUACAUUCCCAUGCUUUGUUUAUGGUGCUGCGUUGGCACUGUCUUCUCAGAGUUUCUGAAACGACGAUAAUAUUGCAGUGCCUAAAUAUAAGCAUGCUGACUUUGCAUCUCUUCCA